Molecule: messenger RNA, 2170 nt
Organism: Homarus americanus (American lobster)
Lineage: Eukaryota; Metazoa; Arthropoda; Malacostraca; Decapoda; Nephropidae
Exons: 2
Coding region: 617-2170 (517 amino acids)
Molecular function (GO): G protein-coupled receptor activity
Source: RefSeq, a predicted model, not a curated record
GCCUUGUAGUACGGUAUACAGUUUGGUGGCUGUAAAGCAUCAUCCUGAAUACAAAUUGUGUGCCUUUAUAGGAGCAUGUGGGAGGCCACAUGCACCUCCCACUGGGGUGUUAGGGCAGUCGCCUGCUGUCUUAGGGUAGCUGGUUUGCACUCAGUGCAAUCCCAGUUCAUUUAGCAGUGAAUGUGUGAGGGAAAAGAAGGCAUUAUCACCCACACUGUUGACUUGUGUACCAAAGAUUUAAUAUACAGUGUGUUGUAUCUGUAUUGCCCCUAAUGGACAAUUGGGACCCACUUUCAUACCUUCCAUAAGGGUUGUGUAUCAAGGCCAUCAAUACCUGCCAGAGUGUGUGUCUUGCAGCCAUAUACAAUAUACAUCUUCAUGUGUGUGAUAAGGAUUUGAGGGUACACAUGACCCCUGCACCAGACCUGUCAUCAGAUUAUCAAAAUGAGUCACCAAGAAAGUGUAUUGUACAGAGUGCCACUGUGAUGUCUUACUCUGUAUGCGUUUGUUUCAGUGAUUCUUCUUAUUCUUUAUUGUUACUUAAAUUAUUGGUCUAACUCUCCCAUUUAUUAUUGAAAAUCAUUUUGGUUAAGAAAGAGUGAUCAGCACCACAGACAUGACAGUGAAGGUGGUCUUGACUGUAGUGGUGGUGACCCUGGUGUUGACAACAGCCUCAGGUGUUGGGGCCAAGGACUUCGUUGAGUACGAGUACACACCACUACUUUAUAACUACUCGACAAAAAGAACCAAUAAACACAUCGCUUCAGCAGACAGUGUGGUGUAUAACUCUCUGUUAUAUAAUGCAACGCUGCAAAAAUGUUGGUGUUUGGGGGACCAAGUGUGGGAUGGGUCACAGUGUACAGACACUACAACCAGUGUGGUGGUGCAGGACCCUGAGACAAGGGGCGUUGUUGUCGUCAAAACCAAUGAAUUUGGUAGUGUGAAGGUCGGGGAGCCCCAGUGUCCCCCGGGUCACUUAUUUGUUGUGCUCGACUCUACUCGUGAGUCACUGGACCAGUUCUCCCUCCUAGACUCUGGUAACUUGUACUGGCAACAACAUCAAUAUCAUCAGUAUUGUAUCGAGCACACGCUGCAUGAAGGAGGGGAACCAAACUCCUGGGAGGCUCACGUGUGCCUCUCACCCCCAAAGGUACCUCGAUGCUGUGCCCGAGGCCUCUCCCUCGGGGCCGACAACUCUUUCACCGCCACAACCAACCAUGUCUUCACACCACCCGUCAUGGUGGACGGAGUGCUUAUUAAGUGGUUGGUCGAGGGAGAUGGAGAUAUUAAUAAUGUGACGUGUGAGGAUUUUGAGGAGCUGAUGAUUCUACAACUGAACACUGAUGGGUCGUAUCUCACAUACUUGUCAGGUGAAGCGUCUUUAGUGUGGUCGCCACCCAACUCACAAGGUUCAGAGCAGCGGCAAGAUUACUGCGUGGGUGUGGAAGCAGGGAAAGAUGACUACUUUGUCAGACUCUGUUACGAGGACCUCGUCGCCAGGCACCACCAACAGUGUAGGGACGCCACCUGCGUUCGCAAGUGUUGUCCAGAAAAUCAGUUAAUUGAUGGAUUUGGUUGUGUUCCUGACACAAGUGACAAUGAGUUGUGGAAACCUUCAUUUUAUAACCCUGAUAACUUGACCCUUAAUGUUGAUUUAAGAGUUGUUUAUGGAUUUCCACUUUGUGGGAACUUCUUUCAAACUGGAAUUGAUGACUCAGAAGAUGAAAUAUUCUUGUUGAGUAACGGAUUUUUAAAGGUUUUUGGCUUCCCCAAACCAUAUCCCCCUGACCGCUACUGUGUGGAAAAGUUUCUUGGUGUAGAUGGGUCAGCCUCCACUCAUGGGCUGAUCUGCUUCGAAGACAACGUCGAAGAGCUGAUGACGUGUACAAUAAUAGCCAGGAAAUAUGUGUACCCGAGUUUCAUGCUGGUGUCAUGUGUGUUCCUCCUCGUGACCCUUGUGUCAUAUGCCAGUGUGCCAGAACUACGGAAAAAGUUACAUGGCAAAUGCCUCAUGUCCCUGGUGUCGGCGCUGUUCCUCGCCUACAUCCUGUUGCCUAUCGUAUACUUGGUGGACGGCAACAUGCUUCACUCACCCUGUAUAGCCACAGUCUUUGACGACGAGAAGACUCUUGGGAAGAGUGAUGUAAUAUUCGGUGAGGUUGAGAUCUGA